AUGAGUGGCUUCCGUGUAUUGGACUUGGUGAAGCCAUUUGGGCCCUUUUUGCCCGAAGUGAUUGCUCCUGAACGUAAGGUUCAGUUCCAGCAACGUGUCAUGUGGACCAUUAUUUCAUUGAUGAUUUUCCUUGUUAUGUCUGAAAUUCCACUAUACGGAAUUGCAUCGACUGAUGGAAGUGACCCCCUUUUCUGGUUGAGGAUGAUGUUGGCCUCGAAUAGGGGAACUUUGAUGGAAUUGGGUAUUUCGCCAAUUGUAUCAUCGGGUAUGUUGUUUCAAUUGUUGCAAGGUACCAAAUUGAUUCAUGUUGACAUGCAAAAUAAGAAUGACCGUGAGACUUUCCAAGUCGCUCAAAAAUUGUUGGCAAUUUUGUUGGCAGUGGGACAGGCUACUGUUUAUGUGUUGACGGGUAUUUAUGGACCACCAAAAGCUCUUGGGGUUGGUGUUUGUCUUUUGUUGAUUUUGCAAUUGGUAUUUGCCAGUGUUAUCGUCAUCUUGUUGGAUGAGUUGUUGCAAAAGGGUUAUGGUUUGGGUUCUGGUGUUUCAUUGUUUACUGCUACAAACACCUGUGAGCAAGUAUUUUGGAAAGCAUUUGCCCCCACCACAAGUUCGUCAGCUAGAGGUACUGAGUUUGAUGGUGCUGUUGUUUCCAUGUUCCACCUUCUUGGUUCUAGAAAGGACAAGAAAAGAGCCUUGAUUGAAUCCUUUUACAGACCAAACUUGCCAAACAUGUUUCAAUUGUUGGCCACUAUUUUGGUGUUUUUCACUGUUGUCUACUUGCAAGGAUUCAGAAUUGAAUUGCCAAUGAAAUCAACCAGACAAAGAGGACCAUAUGGAUUGUAUCCAAUCCGUUUGUUCUACACCUCAAAUAUUCCAAUUAUGUUGGAAAGUGCCCUUGCAUCCAACAUUUUUAUCAUUUCACAGUUGUUGUUUAUCAGAUGGCCAAAUAACUUGUUUAUUAAGCUUUUGGGUAGUUGGGAUGCUAGACCAGGAUCAUCACAAUUGUACGCCAAUGGAGGAUUGGCCUACUACAUUCAACCACCAUUUAGUUUUACUGAAGCAUUGUUGGAUCCAAUCAAAACCACAAUUUACAUUGCUUUUGUUCUUGGAUCAUGUGCUUUAUUCUCCACCACUUGGAUUGAGAUUAGUGGUACAUCACCUAGAGACAUUGCCAAGCAGUUCAAGGAACAAGGUUUGGUUAUUGCUGGUCAUAGAGAAACUUCAGCUUACAAGGAAUUGAAAAAGAUUAUCCCUGUUGCUGCUGCGUUUGGUGGUGCCACUAUUGGUGCAUUGUCUGUUGUCUGUGACUUGAUGGGUACUUUGGGAAGUGGUACCUCUAUAUUAUUAGCUGUCACCACCAUAUACGGCUACUAUGAGUUAGCUGUAAAGGAAGGUGGGUUUAACAAGUCGUUGGUUAGUGGGUUCUCUGAUGGUAUUUAG
Lodderomyces margitis is the source of this 1440-nucleotide messenger RNA. RefSeq names its product translocon subunit (gene SEC61). Gene Ontology annotation, cellular component: membrane; Sec61 translocon complex. The record is from RefSeq and is a predicted model, not a curated record. The coding region runs from base 1 to 1440 and encodes 479 amino acids. Gene Ontology annotation, molecular function: signal sequence receptor activity; transmembrane protein transporter activity; ribosome binding. The transcript has a single exon. Gene Ontology annotation, biological process: SRP-dependent cotranslational protein targeting to membrane, translocation; post-translational protein targeting to membrane, translocation. NCBI's taxonomy places the organism in Eukaryota, Fungi, Ascomycota, Pichiomycetes, Serinales, Debaryomycetaceae.